AUGCCAGUCUUCUCCCGUUUAGCCGUAGCGGUCCAGCUUAUCAGCAUCAUCUUCACUCCUGCUCUUGCCGCAUCAACUCCUAAAGACUACGACUAUGUUAUCGUGGGCGGUGGCGUCACCGGUUUGGUGGUCGCAAAUCGUCUGACUGAGGACAAGCAUGUAUCUGUCCUGGUCAUUGAAAGUGGCGAGUCUGUCGACAGCCCGGGAAACAUGAUUCCCUACAAGGCAAACGAUCUUACCAGUGCUAAUGGCCUGAUGUGGGAUGGUCUCACGUCUCUGCCAGAGCCUGGCCUGGGCAACGCCACGUACGACGUCCUGGUCGCCAAGGUCCUUGGUGGCGGUUCUGUUGUCAACGGAAUGGUCUACGACCGUGGUUCUGCUGCCGAUUAUGAUGCCUGGGAGGCUCUCGGCAACAACGGCUGGGGCUGGAAGGGUAUGGAGCCUUAUUUCAAGAAGGGGACAACUUUCCAACCUCCCUCACCUGCUGUCGCUGAGGCCUUUAACAUUACCUGGGACGCCACGACAUACGGCAACGGUCCUCUGGCUGUCAGUAUCACUGACAACCAAUACCCUGACAUCAAGGACUACUGGGCAGCAUGGAAGGCUACCGGUGUACACGUUCCUGAGGAUGGCAACAACGGCGAGGCUUACGGUCCGUCCUGGUACGCCAACACCAUGGACAAGAAGACCGGUCGCAGGGCACACGCACGCUACGCGUACAUCGACCCCAUCGCUCAACGUACAAACCUCAAGAUCCUCACCAAGACGACCGCUCAGAGGAUUGUCUUCGGAAAGAAGAUGGCCGCCACUGGUGUCGAGAUCACUGAUGACGCUACUGGCAAAACUUCUAUCGUUAAUGCUAAGAAAGAGGUUGUUCUUGCUGCUGGUGCUAUCCAGACCCCAAAGUUGUUGCAGCUUAGUGGUGUUGGCCCCAGGUCCGUCUUGGAGGCGGCUGGCAUUCCGGUCAAGGUCGAACUCGAUGCAGUUGGCUCCAACUUCCAAGAUCAUCCCUACGCUACAGUAGUAUUCAAUACCACGCCGGUUCACUACCCCAGCGCGAACCUGUUGACGACCAACGCCACAUUCAAUGCCUCUGCUUGGGCUCAGUACGAGACCAACAAGACUGGGCCGUACACAUACGCCCGCGGUAACGCGCUCGCUUUCAUCUCUCUGCCGGAUAUGACUUCGGACGUCAGCUCGAUCGUUGCCAGCCUCAACAGCCAGAAUGAUGCAUCUCACCUCCCCAGCUUCUAUGCUAACAACAAGAAGUUGCUCAAGGGUUACGCUGCGCAGAAGAAGAUCAUCGCUGGUCUUUUCAAGCGCAAGGAUGCGGCUGUUGCAGAAUUCCCUGUUCCUGCUGACGGCUCUUACGGUCUUGUUGGUGUUGAGAAGCCGCUCUCCCGCGGUUUCGUCCACAUCAACGCCAAGAACCCUACUGGAUCCCCUGACAUCAUUCACAACGCCUUUGUCAACCCAAUUGACAGGAGCGUUAUGGCAAUUGGUCUCCGUUUCUUCCGCACUGUCUGGGCCCGCCCGGAGCUCAAGGAGUACAAGAUCAGUGAAACCGUGCCUGGAGCUCAGUACACUUCCGACGAGGACAUCUACUCUGCUCUCCUUGCUCAGGCUAUGCUGUCGCCUACCCUCGCCCAUCCUUCCGGCUCGUGCCCUAUGAUGCCCGAGAACGCUGGUGGCUGCGUGAGUGACAAGCUCCUGGUAUACGGGACACAACGGCUCUCCGUUGUAGAUGCCUCAAUUGUACCCAUCAUUCCUUCUUGCCAUCUGCAAGCUACCGCUUACGGUAUCGGAGAGAAGGCUGCUGAUGUGAUCAAGAAGAGGGCGUAG
Molecule: messenger RNA, 1842 nt
Organism: Ascochyta rabiei
Lineage: Eukaryota; Fungi; Ascomycota; Dothideomycetes; Pleosporales; Didymellaceae
Exons: 2
Coding region: 1-1842 (613 amino acids)
Biological process (GO): secondary metabolite biosynthetic process
Molecular function (GO): flavin adenine dinucleotide binding; oxidoreductase activity, acting on CH-OH group of donors
Source: RefSeq, a predicted model, not a curated record